AUGGAUGAUCAAAGAGACAAGCUGUUGCAUGAGUGUUAUGUUGUACAGAAACGGCUUCAAGAGUGCAAUGUCAAGUUCCACAUAGAAGAGGAGAGCAAGUUAAUAAUGGACUCAUCUUCUCCAUCUGAAGCCAUGGAGCUCCUAGCAACUUCUGAUAACCGAAUAGGUCUCCUAAUUGCUGAGGUAGAAAAGAUGAAGCUAACAACAUCAGAAGAUAAUCCCGGAACAGAUUAUCUAGUAAGGAAGAUGCUAACAGAGGUCCUGACUGAUAAUGCAAGACUCAGAAAGCAAGUGAACUCUCUUCUUCGUUGCUCUUUGUCUGGACAUGGAGUACAAUUUUGA
Molecule: messenger RNA, 342 nt
Organism: Microthlaspi erraticum
Lineage: Eukaryota; Viridiplantae; Streptophyta; Magnoliopsida; Brassicales; Brassicaceae
Source: the annotation of a GenBank genome assembly